Molecule: messenger RNA, 1363 nt
Organism: Ochotona princeps (American pika)
Lineage: Eukaryota; Metazoa; Chordata; Mammalia; Lagomorpha; Ochotonidae
Gene: ZMAT2
Product: zinc finger matrin-type 2
Exons: 6
Coding region: 99-698 (199 amino acids)
Biological process (GO): mRNA splicing, via spliceosome
Cellular component (GO): spliceosomal complex; U4/U6 x U5 tri-snRNP complex
Molecular function (GO): zinc ion binding; nucleic acid binding
Source: RefSeq, a predicted model, not a curated record
AACACGAGACUGCAAGCUCAUUGGAGGGCUAUUUUGCUUUACGGCUGCAGGCCGCUGUUUACGACAUUUUCCGGCCUCCCAUUCACUUAGCUGUGAAGAUGGCGUCGGGCAGCGGGGCAAAAAACUUGGACUUUCGCCGGAAGUGGGACAAAGAUGAAUACGAAAAGCUGGCCGAGAAGAGGCUCACGGAGGAGAGAGAGAAGAAGGAUGGAAAGCCAGUGCAGCCCGUCAAGCGGGAGCUUUUGCGACACAGGGACUACAAGGUGGACCUGGAGUCUAAGCUCGGGAAGACAAUUGUCAUUACCAAGACCACCCCGCAGUCUGAGAUGGGAGGAUAUUACUGCAAUGUCUGCGACUGUGUGGUGAAGGACUCCAUCAAUUUCCUGGAUCACAUUAACGGAAAGAAACAUCAGCGGAACCUGGGCAUGUCUAUGCGUGUGGAACGCUCCACCCUGGAUCAGGUGAAAAAGCGGUUUGAGGUCAACAAGAAGAAGAUGGAAGAGAAGCAAAAGGAUUAUGAUUUUGAGGAAAGGAUGAAGGAGCUCCGAGAAGAAGAGGAAAAGGCUAAAGCGUACAAGAAAGAGAAACAGAAGGAGAAGAAGAGGAGGGCUGAGGAGGACUUGACAUUUGAAGAAGAUGAUGAAAUGGCAGCUGUGAUGGGCUUCUCCGGUUUUGGUUCCACGAAGAAGAGUUACUGAGGCUUUCUAUACUUGGCCUGAUUUUGGCCUAUGCUGGACCUAACUUUGUGUGUGUAUUUGUUGGGGUGGGGGAGUCAUUUAUUUUUGGGUACUAGGGAAAGUCCUUCAGAAUGUCAGUGGGGAGGGCCAGAGGUGGAUGUCUGAUUUCCCUCUACCCUGGGAGAGGGCACAAGAUGCAGAGGUAAUGCCAUGGUGUAUUCCCUGAACCUCAGUUUAUCACUGGAGUCACAGGACCUCUGCCCGUCUAGUUCCCAAUAAAAAAAAAUACAUUCCCCCUUCUGAGGUUACUUUCCUAGAAACCCCUGCAUCAUCAUCUCUCCUCCCUCUUUUCUGAACAUCCUACCUUUAUCCUGUGUUCCACCUUUGUUUUAAUUCUGAUGUGUGUCCAGCCUGCAGCAGAAGGGUUUUCUGGGCCACCACUUUGCAGUUGGUGGCAUAUCUGUGGCCAGCCCUUCCUGCCCCCGCCCUGCCCUGCUCCGAGGUUCUUCAGCCACCUGUGCAUGCAUGUGUACUUCUGCCUGGGUCACGGGUGCGUGCGGAUGUGUGUGCAUGAAUCUGUCACACAGAGGGGGCCCGCGCUCGAAUCCCAGAGCGUUGUUGCCUUGGGGCCUGAUGUUCUUGGCUUCCUCAGAGCAUGUAAGAGGAAAUUAAAUGGGACGAGUGUU